Drosophila erecta is the source of this 915-nucleotide messenger RNA. RefSeq lists its product as uncharacterized. The record is from RefSeq and is a predicted model, not a curated record. Lineage: Eukaryota; Metazoa; Arthropoda; Insecta; Diptera; Drosophilidae.
AUGAGGUCUACGAUUUUGGUACUUCUUUGGCUCGGAGCCAUUAGAGCGGCUUUUGGGAAUCAAACCCAUCUGGUGGACUCCUCCUUGGAGAAUCGCUUGCUAUCGCGGCGAGUGCGUGCUUUGGUAUUUCCGGACAAGGCUGCCAUCCUCCUGACCGCCGCCCUAACUAAACUCAUUUUGGGCGGACGACCAAGUGGACUCCAGUACAGCCUGGAAUUUGAUAUGUAUGUUCCGGUUCCCGACACCGUCGAGGGUUGGCAGCCCAAGAUUCUGAAGAGGAUGAAGCCGAAGCCAACGUCAAAGCGCCGAUAUGAUUGGUCAUAUACCAAAAGACCUGAAAGCUAUCAUCCAUACUAUGCGGGGCCUUAUAGAAAUGCUCAUUACCAUAGUCCGGACAUUAAUAAGGUUCCAUUCUACCAAGCAACAACGAGGUAAAAUUAAAUGAAUAAUUUUGAAGGACUUUAACAUAGCUUAAAAUAUUUCAGACCCUCAUUGAAUAGGGCCUCUUUCUAUCAAACCCCAUGGAGUUGGUCCGCAAAUCGGAAGAACUCAAAUCAACCGGUAGAAGAAGUUUAUGAAUCCUGGGAUCAAGUGCCCAGCUGGAAGUUACAUCGUGGAUACAGAGAGCGCAGAGAGAUUUUCGAUCAGUUUGAGGCCCUGGGAAAAGUUUUUCAGUUGGACCUAAGGUCCUGUAUCAAGAGAGCCAUGUGUGAGCUAAGGGCCAAAUUAAAUGCUGGUGAAGAUCAGGGGUUUCUCAUGGAGGAUCUAAUGCGCAUUGUGCUGACAGUUCCCGAGGAGGUGACCGAUGAUAAGUACAGGCAUCGCAUGGAUAUCCAGGACUGUUCCCGAUUCUACGCCCCAAGUUGUCCGUACAAUGUUCUAGACUUUCUCGCCCAAAGUGGUGCAAAAUUGUAA